AAGCAGAAACUUCGAAGGAAUUUUUUUUUCUAUAACAGGAGAAGAAGAGGAAAGAAAAAAAUUGCCACUUAAAAAAUCCUGAAAAAUCCAGGGAAUAUGGCCGACUGCAUGUUUCACGUGUCGUUACUUUUCCUCUGCAACAGUUGAAAUCCACCCGCUCACGUUGACCUCCGGCUCCUGUGCGAUUCUGAUUCCACAGGUUGAAGUGUGUUGCUCUGCUGCUUCACCAGCGUCUCUCCGCCUCAUGCAGCCGCAUAAAAGAGGGGAAAUGUGAACGGCACAACAAGUGUUUCUCCGCCCGCCGCGUAAAUUCACCGGCUGACAUUUCGGAACAGUUCCGGCGUUUCCAGCAACAUCUUUGUCCCGUGACGCCGCGAUUACGCUGUGCUGACGUUGUGUAACCCUGGCAGCACACUUUGGGCAUACUAAAGAGAGUUUGUCCGGGGGGUUGUCGUCCACUGAUUACAUAAUUCUGCCAUUCUCCGCUGAACCGCCGCUGCAGCUUUAACUCUUUCUGUGGACUCGAGUGCAAAGAUCCCCCCUGGUUACUGAGGUGGAGUCUGCACGCAGUCAAAAAUCCCUGAAGCAAACAAAAGUUUAAAAAGAGUUCAUUUGAGCCUCGGGACCAGCAUGGCACUGACGACCUUUGAUGACCUCCUGGAGGAGGCCGGGACGUUCGGCCGCUGUCAGAGGCGCAUCUUCGCCCUGCUCUGCCUGCUGUCUCUGCCUUUCGCAGGCGUGUACGUGGGCAUCGUCUUCCAGGGCUUCACGCCCGACCACUGGUGUCGGGACCCCGCCGUGGUGGAGAGGAGGCAGGCGUGCGGCUGGAGCCUGGCGGACAGCCGCAGGCUGACGGUGCCGCCGGUCAACGGCUCCGGGACGCCGCCGCAGCGGAGCAGCUGUGAGCGCUACGAGGUGGACUGGAACACCACCGGACUGACCUGCGACACGCAGGAGCUGGACCUCAGAGGAGUCCCAGUCUCCUCCUGUAAGGACGCCUGGGAGUAUCAGUACGAAGGGAGGACGUCCUUCGUCACAGAGUUCCACCUGGUGUGCGAGGACGGGUGGUUGGUGGACAUGUACCAGGCCACUCUCAACGUGGGCUUCCUCGCCGGCAGCUUCGCGUUUGGCUUCUUCGCUGACAGGUUCGGCAGGAAGAUCAGUUUCCUGGCGUCCAACUUGCUGAACGCGAUCGCGGGGAUCGUGCUGGCCGUCACACCGAACUACGUCUCCAUCCUGGUGGUCAGGACCAUCUUCGGCUUCGGUGUCAAAGGCGGCUGGAUGACCACCUACGUGCUGCUGACGGAGAUUGUCGGAGUGGAGCGCAGACGGACAGUGGGAAUACUGUACCAGAUGUUCUUCAGCGUCGGCGUCCUCGUCCUCCCUCUGCUCGCCUACUUCAUCACCGACUGGCGCUGGCUGCAGGUCACCAUCUCCGCACCCUACGUCCUCUUCCUCUGCUACUACUGGUUCAUCCCAGAGUCUCCACGGUGGCUCAUCUCCCAGAACAAGUCGUCCAAAGCUCUGGAGAUCACAGAAGCAAUGGCCAAGGAGAACGGGAGGAAACUCACCAAGAGCUUUGAGUUUCAGACACUCACCUGUGAUGAGAGCGACUCGUGUUCUGCCUCUUUGCUGGACCUGUUCAAGACUCCCAACAUGAGGAAACACACCUUCAUCCUCAUGUUCAACUGGUUCACGAGCGCUGUGGUUUAUCAGGGCCUCAUCAUGCGGGUGGGGAUAACAGGAGGGAACGUCUACAUCGACUUCCUCAUCGCCGGUCUGGUCGAGUUCCCCGCCGCCUUCCUCAUCCUCUUCACCAUCGAACGCGUCGGCCGACGUGUUCCCUUCGCCGCCGCCAACAUCGUCGCCGGAGCCUCAUGCUUCGUCACUGCACUCAUUCCCGACAGUAUGUUCUGGUCUAAGACAAUGGUGGCCUGCGUCGGUCGGCUGGGUAUCACCAUGGCCUUUGAGAUGGUGGUGUUCGUCAACACCGAGCUCUACCCAACGUUUGUCAGGAAUCUGGGAGUGUCCGUUUGUUCCACUCUGUGUGACGUUGGAGGCAUCGUGGCUCCGUUCCUGCUCUACAGGCUGGCUGGCAUCUGGCUGGAGCUGCCGCUCAUCAUCUUCGGAACUGUCGCAUUCAUUGCUGGAGGUUUGGUGCUGUUGCUUCCUGAAACCAGGGGCGUUCCUCUCCCCGAGACUAUCGAUGAUAUUGAAUUUCCUAAUAGGAAAAAGGAGAACCCUUUGGAGAACCACAACCAAUGAAGAAACUUUUAGAAUCAGACCUUACGACUGAGCAACAAGGAAACAAGUGUGUGAUUGAGUUUGUGUGAUUAUGUUUGUGUGCCUGCAUUUGUGCAUGCAUAGAUUUUUGCUUGUGAUACAACAUGUUGACCUCUGAUAUAAACAAGGGAUACAUUUUUUUAAAUACGAUUUCUAUAAAGCAUGACUUCCCCAA
Messenger RNA from Scophthalmus maximus (turbot), 2458 nucleotides. Its product is annotated as solute carrier family 22 member 2-like. The record is from RefSeq and is a predicted model, not a curated record. NCBI's taxonomy places the organism in Eukaryota, Metazoa, Chordata, Actinopteri, Pleuronectiformes, Scophthalmidae. Gene Ontology annotation, biological process: transmembrane transport. The transcript is spliced from 12 exons. Bases 631 to 2265 code for a protein of 544 amino acids. Gene Ontology annotation, cellular component: membrane.